This is a messenger RNA of Salvelinus namaycush (lake trout), 1017 nucleotides long. RefSeq names its product haloacid dehalogenase-like hydrolase domain containing 2 (gene hdhd2). The coding region runs from base 100 to 879 and encodes 259 amino acids. Gene Ontology annotation, molecular function: phosphatase activity. Gene Ontology annotation, biological process: dephosphorylation. NCBI's taxonomy places the organism in Eukaryota, Metazoa, Chordata, Actinopteri, Salmoniformes, Salmonidae. The record is from RefSeq and is a predicted model, not a curated record. The transcript has 7 exons.
AGCUGUGUUUACGUUCUUCAAGCGUUGGAUGGAAGGUGCUGUGGCGAAACUUCAUACCGUACUUAGCCUAUGUUUUCCAAUACAUAGGUACCUGGUAUCAUGGCGACCAGACGGGCUCUGAAGGCAGUGCUGAUUGACCUGAGUGGAACCCUCCAUGUAGAAGACACAGCCGUGCCUGGAGCACAGGAAGCCCUCAAAAGGUUGCGUCAGUCCUCUGUAGCGGUAAAGUUUGUGACCAACACCACUAAGGAGUGUAAGAGGAACCUUGUGGAGCGUCUCCACAGUCUGAACUUUGACAUCCAGGAGCAGGAGAUCUUCACGUCCCUGACAGCAGCCAGGAGCCUCGUGGAGCAGAGACAACUACGCCCCCUACUGCUGGUGGAGGACAGUGCACUGGAGGACUUCUCAGGUAUGGAGACAUCCGAACCCAACGCUGUGGUGAUAGGCUUAGCUCCAGACCACUUCAACUACCAGACGCUCAACAAAGCAUUCAGGCUGGUUCUAGACGGGGCCCCCCUCAUCGCCAUCCAUAAGGCCAGGUAUUAUAAGAGGAAGGAUGGUCUGGCGCUGGGCCCCGGACCCUUUGUGACAGGGUUAGAGUACGCUACAGACUGCCAGGCCACCGUUGUGGGGAAGCCUGAGGGGACAUUCUUCCUGGAGGCUCUGAGGGACAUUGGCUGUUGUCCUGAAGAGGCCAUCAUGAUCGGAGACGACGCCAGAGACGACGUGGGAGGGGCUCAAAACAUUGGCAUGCUGGGAAUUGUAGUCAGAACCGGUAAAUACAGAGUGGGAGAUGAGGGUAAAAUUAACCCUCCACCAUACCUGACCUGUGACAGCUUCACUCAAGCUGUGGACCACAUCCUCCAACACAUCCUUUAACUAUGGCUCUCUCAUCACUGUUAGAUCAUUUAGACAUGGGUAUAUCUCAUCAUGUUGCAGUCCCACACCAGACUGCUGUAACGCCUCCUCUAGUCCCACACCAGGCUGUAACGCCUCCUCUAGUCCCACACCAGGCUG